Effrenium voratum is the source of this 858-nucleotide messenger RNA. The record is from the annotation of a GenBank genome assembly. NCBI's taxonomy places the organism in Eukaryota, Dinophyceae, Suessiales, Symbiodiniaceae.
AUGGGGUACACAGAGCCUCUCAUCAAGCUGGAUGUCCUGAUCCACAAUUGCGGGAUUUUCUAUGCACAGCUGCAGAUGGAGUCAGCGGUGCCACUGUCGCGCAAAAUCUUGGCCAAGAUCUUCAAGCUUCCCGUAAGCCGACGUGGUCAACUGCUCGCGCAAGGGCCUAUGGGCAUCUUCAAGAUGUGGCGCGAGCGGGGCGACACCUACAACCUCAUAAACUACAUCUCCCAGGUGACAUUCUUGACGCCCUUGGCAUCGUUGAACCCGAGGAUGGGAAAGUGCCUCAUGUACAACGAGAAAGUGGCUGGGGAGAAGGAUCCCCCGGACCCGCCGGGCUCCGGCUGCUGCUGCCCCCAUACGCCGCCCCCGCCCAUGAUGGGCACCGCGAAGAGCAUCUUGGACCGGUACUGCAAGCGUAUCAAAGGAGAGCUCAACGUCUACGGGCGCAAGCUGGUAACCAGGCCGUCGCGAUGCAAAGACCUGUGCUGUGGAAAGGGCAUCAGAUGUGGCUGCGAAUGCUGCUGUUGCUGCCAACUGGAUGAACUGCUCACGGAGUUCAUCGUCACCACCCACCGCAUUUUGGUGGAGCAGCGCGCAGCGCAGCGCUACUGCCGCUGCACCGCGGUGUGCAGGAGACGGGACUCGACUGGGUCGACUCGGUCAAAACUCAUUGAGCCGCUUGCAACGCGGCGCUUGGCAGGUGAGGACACGUGGGGCAUGCAAAAACAGUUUCAGAUGUCAAUGUGGGUUUGUCUGCAUGAGAACCCCAAAUUGUUUGGAAUCUUAGAUCCAGAGUCUUGGGACCUCAAAACGGUCUGUUUUGGAAGUCCAAGUGCGUCAUGCCACAAAAACUGA